UACUAGUUUGUGUGUUUUCUUUCUAAGUGUAAAAAUUGUAUUUUACAAGUAAUUAUUCGUAAACCAUCACCCGCAACCCGCUCUCAAAGAAUGUACAAAAUGUUUACAAAGCAUUUUAGAAGAAAAUUAAUAAAAAACAAUUUCGCUGCCGUCAUCAUUUUUUGUGUUUUAGUGUUAUUAGUUGACAAGAUAUCAGCUGCUGGCAAUUUUGAAUUAGAAAUACUAGAAAUUUCGAAUACAAAUAGUCAUCUGUUGAAUGGCUAUUGUUGUGGCGUUCCUUUAGAAUUAAGAACCACAAGAACGACAGGUUGUCCGCCAUGUUCAACAGCGUUUCGUUUGUGCCUAAAAGAGUAUCAAAGUUCAAUGCCAACAGAACAAGGCGUCAGCUUAUCGACAGGUUGUUCUUUUGGCAACUCUACAUCUGCAAUUUUAGGUGGUUCAAGCUUUGUGCUGAGUGAUCCAGGCAUUGGUGCAAUAAUAUUACCUUUCACAUUUCGCUGGACGAAGUCAUUUACGCUGAUACUGCAGGCGUUGGAUAUGUACAACAAGUCUUAUCCAGAUUCAGAGAGGUUAAUUGAAGAGGCAUCAUAUUCAGGUGUAAUACUACCAUCGCCCGAAUGGAAGACUCUGGAUCACAUCGGUACCAAUGCCCGAAUUACAUAUCGGGUCAGAGUUCAAUGCGCCGUUACUUACUACAACACAACAUGCACAACGUUCUGCCGAGCGCGCGAUGACCAAUUCGGCCAUUACACUUGCGGUUCGGAGGGUCAGAAGCUCUGUCUGCAAGGCUGGCAGGGUGUUAACUGUGAAGAGGCAAUUUGCAAACCAGGCUGUGACCCGACACAUGGGAAAUGCGAUCGACCUGGUGAAUGCGAUUGUGUAAAGCAAGUUGCUAUUGCUCACUUUGAUGUUAAGGCUGCUGCUGAUGAAGGCGAUGAUGAAGAUACUGAAGUGGAUGUUUUCGUGGAUAAUGAUGAUGCAGCAGUUAAGGCAGUUGAGAAAGUCAAAGACAAGGUUGUUGUUGUUGCCUGA
Molecule: messenger RNA, 1032 nt
Organism: Teleopsis dalmanni
Lineage: Eukaryota; Metazoa; Arthropoda; Insecta; Diptera; Diopsidae
Product: protein serrate-like
Exons: 6
Coding region: 91-1032 (313 amino acids)
Biological process (GO): Notch signaling pathway; cell communication; multicellular organism development
Cellular component (GO): membrane
Source: RefSeq, a predicted model, not a curated record